Guillardia theta CCMP2712 is the source of this 2247-nucleotide messenger RNA. RefSeq lists its product as hypothetical. Bases 1 to 2247 code for a protein of 748 amino acids. Gene Ontology annotation, molecular function: protein binding. The record is from RefSeq and is a predicted model, not a curated record. Lineage: Eukaryota; Cryptophyceae; Pyrenomonadales; Geminigeraceae. The transcript has 9 exons.
AUGAAACACACCUUCUCCUUGUGUCUCCUCCUCUUCGCUCUCUCUCAUGCCAGCAUCCCAUCUGUGCCUGAGAAUAUCACCGUCCUCUUGGAUCCUGCAUACAACAGAGCGAUCGUAGCUCGUUGGACGGAGGUCGACGGCAUCCUGUUUUGGAAUGUCCACAGGAACUGCAGCUCGUCAUCAGGACAGGAGACUUUCCGGGUGGUCGAGCCAGAGUUUGUGGAUAAUCAGAGGGAAAACUCGACCUGCUCUUACAGGAUACAAGCUUGUAACCAAGAAGGAUGCGGUCCUCUGAGCCAGCAUGCCAGCGCGACAUUCUCGACCCGACCCGACCCCCCGACAAUCCUCACCGUCACCCCAUCAUCCUCCGGCAUCCUGACCGUGACCUACUCCCCUCCUGCGAACCGAGGAGGAGGAGGCGGAGUGGAUGUGAAGUUGAACAACUUCGAGGUACAACUCUCGCAGACUCCUGACUUCACGACCAUCAUCAGCUUCUCUCGCUCAGAGGACGGGACUUCUCACUCCCAGCGCCUGCAUGCUCUCAAGGGCUCCUCCUACUUCAUCAGAGCACGCGCAGCAAACGCCAUAGGGUGGAGCGAUUUCUCGGUGUUCGUGGAGCCAGGGAGCAACAUGCCACUUGCUGUGAGGAGCCUCAGCGUCCCUGGCCCUCCCUCCUCCAUCGCUGCCGUCCUUCCCGUGGACGUCAGGACGCUGCAGGUCGACUGGGGACCGCCGUUGGACACAGGAGCAUGGGACACGUCGGAGGCUGUCCUGAGGUAUCGGGUAGAGGCAAGUCUCGACUCGACGUUUCAGCGGCUGGUGGCAGUCAAAGAGGUGGCGGGGAACGUCACUUCCGUCUUGCUCUACCGCCUCCCCUUGCAAGGCGUCUUCCUCAGAGUCAGCGCCGCCAACAUCGUCGGCUUCGGCAUCCCCUGGGUAGCAGGAGGGAGAUCUCCGACGGAAAUUCCCGUCCUCUCAGUCCCCAGCGCUCCUUCACUUGUCGCCUCCUGGACCUGCAUGCCUGCAUUCCUAUGCGUCGCUUUCCUUGGCCCCGGCGACAAUGGAGGAGGAGAAAAGAAUCCUUUCGCGCCUGAUCUGCUGGGCUUUCGUGCAGAAGCUUGUAGUCAUCUGGAGUUUUAUGGCUGUGUCGUCGUCGAGGCAAACUUGGGGGACGUGAUCGCAUGGUCGAGAGCUGAGCUCCAGCACGACCAGAAACCCAGCAGAGCCUUCAACUCAACUCUCUUCGUCGCGAGAUUCCCCAACAUCUCAGCUGGAACAGACACUUUCUUGCGCGUCUUUGUCCGGAAUCAACUUGGAUGGGGGAGAGCUGGGGUCUUGGACAAGCAGCUAUUGAACAUCACCAACUCAUCUCUCCCUUUCACCCUCCCUUCCCAGCUGGGUACAAUCUUUGACGUUUCUCAGCUCUUUGUGAACCCGUCGGUCGACAUCUCCAUCCUGCCGGAGUCAAAGUAUGACGUCUGGUCUGCCGCAGGUCUCCCCUCCCCUCCUCACCUUCCUUCCUCCUCCCUCCCCGAGCAUCUUCUCUCACCUCCGACUCUUUCUUCGCUUCUCCCCUCCCUCCCCUUCGACAGCAGCGGCUACUUCAUGCAUGCUCGAGUCCAUGGCGCAGUCGGAGCAGGAAGAGGAGUAGGAGUAGCCUCGACUUCAACGGUGUUCGGAGCUGGGCUCCAGCUCGGAGGCGCAAACUUGUCCGGGUUCCUUGAGCUGCCCAACGUGCUGCGCGAGUGCGAGAGAAGAAGCUGUGAGGCGCUGCUGAACGAGACGGGAGGAGGAGUAUGCUUGCCAGAGUUCUGUCUCCCUUCCCUCUCCGUGCUAAAUCCGCAGGUCGAUGGGAUCAGCGACUGGUCGUUGUCUGUCUGGUUUGCUAGCGAGGAUACCGCAGUCGCGCAGGUCAUCGCAGCCAUCCCCUCCGUCUCUUCGUCCUUUCUCGAGGACGCGAACUUGGCGAUCGUGCUAGAGGGAGGAAGCGUCUUCCUUGUUCUGAUGGCGAUCAACUACUCACAAGAAACAGUUGCCGCGGUCCCUUCCUUGCCCGAAACGUCUGGCCCCAUCCUGCUGGGCUCCUGCAACUGCACGAGGAGGAAGGACGGGUCGUCUUUGGGCUUCCAAGGGGUCCUGGAUAGCCUUGAGAUUUGGGAUCGAGUGGUGGUGGAGGAGGAGGUAAAGAAGCUGUUCCGCAGCGGGGGGGAGGGGAAGGAGAUCCUCCCAGAGGCAACGAGGCUGUGA